Haliotis rubra (blacklip abalone) is the source of this 1069-nucleotide messenger RNA. RefSeq lists its product as uncharacterized. The record is from RefSeq and is a predicted model, not a curated record. Bases 265 to 957 code for a protein of 230 amino acids. The transcript has 4 exons. NCBI's taxonomy places the organism in Eukaryota, Metazoa, Mollusca, Gastropoda, Lepetellida, Haliotidae.
AUCCGGGUUGUCUGGCCUUGCAGUAUAUAGUCAACAGCUAAUCGUAGUCUGAGAGAAGACAGACUCGCCCGCAUUCCGUCUGCAUGUUACUCUGUACUCGGAGAUUAUACGUUACGCACACUGGGACUCUCUAGCUGUCUGCAAGAGGGUCUGUACUCGGAGAUUACACGUUACAGACAUAGGGACUCUCUACCCGUGUACAAGAGGGUCUGUACUCGGAGAUCUGUAUAUACCAUCAAGUGAUAAGUGAGGACACUAGCUACAAUGAGAGUGUUGUUGUCCUGUCACCUGGCAUCUGUGCUGUCUCUGGCUGCAGCGUCGUUAUGGCAACCAAGUCUGGAGGUCUGGACAAAUGGGUGUGGUGGUCGCUCCACUGUGACUGACCCCUCAAGCUCUGUGUCCCCACCCCCCAAGCCAGAGGACAGAGCGGUGAAUGACAGUCUCGUGCUGAUUCUCCUCAUGUCGCGGACCGCGGCAAGGAUUUGUGAUGAGCUCAAUAACACAAUUAUUUCAGAACUCAACAAGACGGACAUACAAGUCAACCUACCAGGAGAAUCUCAGCUUGAGACUCUUCUUACAGGAAGAACGCCUGGCCAAACUAAACAGAUACAAGACGUGUUGGGAAAAGCAGUCACUAGGAUGUCUAGGAUUGGACUUUUCCUCGAACUUGCUCGGAACGACACCAUGGACUAUUCGGGCAAAAUAACCGAACUGGAGAGGAAGGUGAUGGAGAUCGUGUGUCAGAUAUAUCAGCUGAUGAAGGAUAUCAACGCGGAAGUGACGUCACAUGUGACACGUGACCUUGUCACCUCCGAAUACCGAGAUGGUCUAGACAUAUCAGGCCGACACAGACGAAACCUUCUGAUUACAAAAGGUGCGAAAGCGAUGCUUUGUAAAUUUGCAGAAAGACUUCAGAAUCUCACACAGAUGCGCCAGUUACCUCCCCUGCAUAACUGAAUAUAUCAUGUGCCAUUUACUUAUUUGUUGAUUUGUUGAAAUAUAUAUUUAUAAUUGAGAUCUAUUUUUAUAUUUAUUGUCAGAUGUUUUGUGAUUAAACUAUCCAGUCGUG